Messenger RNA from Eruca vesicaria subsp. sativa (arugula), 3058 nucleotides. The record is from the annotation of a GenBank genome assembly. Lineage: Eukaryota; Viridiplantae; Streptophyta; Magnoliopsida; Brassicales; Brassicaceae.
CGGCAACAGCAGCAACGACGAAGACAUAAGUGACAUCCUUAUUCUCGAUUCUUCUUUAAAUCCUCUGCUUCGAGGUUUUUGUCGGAACAAGUCAGUCAUGGGGAAGAAAGCGAAGAAGAAAGCUCCAACUCCUCCUCCUACUAAGGAGAAGCUCUCUCAACACCCUAGUGAAAUAGCUGUUAAGGAGAAACAAGCUUGCGUGCAUUUCGACAAGGGUCUCAACUUAGAUAAAGUGUUGGAGAAGAUUAAGUCUUCCGGACAGAUCAAGUGUCAUGAAUGCAAGGAAGGUGUCAAAGGACCUAAAUCAAAGGGUGCUGGUGGUAAGGGGAAACAACAUGCUUCUUCUUCUUCUUCUUCUGAUAGAAAAGCUAUUUGGGUUUGUUUGGAAUGUGGCUGUUAUGUUUGUGGAGGUGUUGGUUUGCCAACUGGUCCGCAGAGUCAUGUUCUCAAGCAUAUCAGAACGACUCGUCACCGUUUGGUGAUUCAAUGGGAAAACCCUCUGUUGAGAUGGUGCUUCCCCUGCAAUUCGCUUCUCCCUGUUGUAACCGGUGAUGAGAAGAAAGAUGUGUUGUUGGAGCUCGUAAAACUUAUGAAAGAACGGUCUUUAAACAGUUUAGCAGCUCCAUCAUCUGAUGCCGAAGAAAAGCAGAGCUCAGGGAGUGGCAGUAUCUUUAGCGACAUCAAAUUAGAAAGUGCUGCUGUGACUAGUGGUGUAGAAGCAAGAGAUGGUUACGUUGUUAGAGGUUUAGUCAACCUUGGGAACACAUGUUUCUUUAACUCUAUAAUGCAGAAUCUUCUCUCUUUGGAUCAAUUACGAAGCCACUUCUUGAAGGAGGAUGUUUCUGGUGUUGGUCUGCCUCUUGCUUCUUCCCUGAGGAAACUAUUUGCUGAGACGAAACCAGAGGCGGGUUUAAAGAGUGUUAUAAACCCUAGAGCCUUUUUCGCGACUUUCUGUGCUAAGGCGCCACAGUUUAGAGGAUAUGACCAGCAUGACAGCCACGAGUUGCUACGUUGUUUGCUAGAUUCGUUGAGUACUGAAGAAUCUGCCUGGAGAAAGAGGCGUGGUGGUGUUUCUGAUAAUGACGAGAAGUCUACUAUUACUCUCGUGGAUUCUGUGUUUGGAGGCGAAACUUCGAGCAUUGUUUCUUGUAUUGAGUGUGGGCACUCCUCAAAAGUCUAUGAGCCGUUUUUGGAUCUCUCUUUACCUGUACCGUUUAAGAAAACUCCUCCUAAGAAGCAGCAAGCCCUUUCUCGAGCAAAGAAAGCUAAGCUUCCACCGAAAAGAGUCUCUAAGAAUGUGUCAAAGGUGAAUAAAGUUCGGAAAGUCCUCCCAACCAAGGCUUUAUCGGAACCCAGCUCACCUGGAAAAUCUGUAGUUACCACAGCUGAUUCGGACAAUGGUGCCGUUUCAGACACUCCUUCUGUUAUAACCCUUGACAAUAAGCCGGCAUCAGAAAGUGUAACACAAAGUGAUGUCGAUUUUGAUAGCUUCUGGUUGGACGUCAUUGCACCAGAAACCUCUGGAGAUGAGAAAAAUCUUGAUAAGGAAGAUAGCGUUAUAGAUAAAACCCCAACAGAUGAAGCUAGUCAAAUUGUUUCAUGUCCAAAUAUUCCUGCCAUUACCUCAGUUUCAUUAGGUGAUCAGACUCCGGAAGGUAACACAGAGAGACUGGUGCAAGAUAGUGAUGAGUUUGCAAAGGCAGAACCCAUUUUAGAUGAAAAGGAUGUACAAGCUACGCAGCCUGAUGAAUGCACAGCGACAAGCGGUAUCUCUGCCGAAAUUACUCAAGAUAGUUGCAUUGUUGGUGCUCCUGGUCUAGGGGAAAGUUCAUCCUCGGUGAAUCCAUGGGAUGAGGAAGACCUUCCGUUGGUGGUUGCAGAUUCGCAAGUUCUAUACUUGCCAUACAAAGAAAACAUAACAGCUGUGGAAGGUGAGGGUGAGGCAUCAUCAUCUUCAUUUGUUACUGGUUAUCAAGAACCAGAAAACAAUGAUUUUGUUGGUUUAGGCGGUUUAUUCGAUGAGCCUGAGGUUGCUGAAGGGCCUGUUUUUGGUCCUCCUUGUAAGGCUGAAGCUUCUUCAGGAGUUGUUGGUUUUAUGGCGUUCAGCAGCGAGUCUGAUCCAGAAGAAAUCGAUGAUUCAGAUUCACCAGUGUCUGUAGAGAGGUGUUUAGCUCAUUUCACUAAGCCUGAGGUUUUGUCUGACGACAAUGCUUGGGACUGCGAGAACUGUUCAAAGAACCUUAAACUCCAACGGUUGAGGGAAAAGAGAAAUUCAAGCAACACAAGCAACGGGUGGGUAAGUGAAAAUGAAGAUGGAGUUUUGGGAGAAACCGAUAUGAAGCAAGAUCCAAGUGAUAGUUCUAGUAGUGUCAAGGAUAAUGGAAGAGAAGCUAAUGACAGUGAAUCUGAAGAAGAUUCAGAGAAAGUGAUAACAGUGAAAAGAGAUGCAACUAAGAGAGUACUUAUAAACAAAGUUCCACCUGUCUUAACCAUUCAUCUAAAGCGAUUCAGCCAAGACCUGCGUGGUAGGCUAAGUAAGUUAAAUGGUCAUGUUGCUUUCAAAGAAGUCAUCGAUCUUGGACAAUAUAUGGACUCAAGGUGUAGUAGUGGAGAAGACCCGCCCGUUUACAGAUUAGCUGGAUUGGUUGAGCAUUCAGGGACAAUGAGAGGAGGUCAUUACGUGGCGUAUGUUAGAGGAGCUAGUAAGAAAGUUGACUCCUCCUCGAGUGUGUGGUAUAACAUAAGCGAUGCACAUGUCCGUCAGGUUUCAUUGGACAAGGUUCUGCAUUCAGAAGCCUACAUCUUGUUCUACGAACGGAUCGUCUGAGAAUUUUUUUUUUUGCAAAACUUAGUUUUGAUCUUCCAUUCAACUACAGGGAACGUUUUUGACGAUCACAUUAUAUCAAAUACACCAUUACUUGUGUUUUAUUAUGAUUAUGUUUCAGAGUUACACUAUACUAUAUGUAUUAUCAGAACCAUAUAUGGAUAUAUUUGAGGCUCUCAACUGUGUUACAUUUCACGAGAAUGCACAGGUUUGAAGAAUCAAUGUUGAUCUUCC